Molecule: messenger RNA, 1861 nt
Organism: Pelagomonas calceolata
Lineage: Eukaryota; Pelagophyceae; Pelagomonadales; Pelagomonadaceae
Source: the annotation of a GenBank genome assembly
AUGGUCGUCUGGCCAGCACUCGCGCGGGCAAUGUGUGCGCGCUACGGCGUCCGCGCGCCGAUCGUCCAGGCGCCGAUGGCCGACGCCGUCGACUGGCGCGUCGCUGCGGGCGCGGCGCGGGCGGGCGUUCUCGGUAGCAUUCCCUGUGCAACACUCGCGCCUGAUGCCAUCGCUCCUGCAGCACAGAAUUUCCGGGAAACUGCCCUUGGCGCGCCGCUGCAUCUCAACUUUUUUACGACGCACGACGCUGCGGCGCCGACGGAAGCGCGACAAGCGCGCUGGAUGGAGGAACUGGCGCCUUACUAUAAGGAGGCCGGCGCGACGCCGCCGUCGAGCGCCGAACUCGUAGCGACAAACGGUCGCGCUUCUUUUGACGAGGCCGCGUGCGCGGCCGUCGAGGCCGUCAGACCGGAUAUCGUUUCAUUUCACUUUGGGCUGCCGGAGGACGCGCUCCUGGACCGCGUGAGGGCCACCGGCGCGAGCGUGUGGUGCACCGCCACGACCGUCGCCGAAGCUCACGCACUCGCCCGACGCGUCGACGUCAUCAUUGCCCAGGGCGCCGAGGCGGGCGGCCACCGGGGCUCGUUCCUCGGCAAUUGUUACGUGAAACCGCCGCUGGUCGGGACCAUGGCCUUGGUGCCACAGAUCGUCGACGCCGUCAGCGUGCCGGUGAUCGCGGCCGGUGGCUUGGCGGACGGUCGCGGCGUCGUCGCGGCGCUCGCGCUUGGGGCGAGCGGCGUGUCCGUGGGCACGACGUUCCUCCGCGCAAACGAUGCAUUGAUCAACGACGGCCACCGCGCCGCUUUGGAAUCGAGCCGCGACGAUGCCACGGUUGUCACGAACGUAUACUCAGGCCGGCCCGCUCGCGGCUUCGCGAACCGCCUCGUGCGCGAGCUGGGGCCUAUUUCUCCAGCAGUGCCCGAAUUUCCCUGGGCGUCGACGGCGGCGAAGCCGCUAUCUACCGCGAGUGGAGAGUUCCACGGUAGCCGAUGGGCGGGGCAGGCCGCGGCGAUUGCGUCUCCGCGGGGCGACGGGGAGGCCGUCGCAGCGUGGCUUGUCGCGGACGCGGAGCGGGUGUUGGGUGGGCUCCUGUAGAUUGUUAAGCAUACCAUAAGUAUACCAUAAGUAUACCAUAAGUAUACCAGACAAGGCUCCCAUAGCUUUGCUUUGCAACCCAGAGAGCGACAAGACACGUCUGAUUUGAGGCGCGUUAGUUAGCCCUUUGCUGAGAACGAUAGAAUAUCGAUCGACCCUGGCAAGCUAAGGUCCUGGCACCACUGAAAUCAAGCUCAUGGUUGUCCUCGCACCUCCUCCGGCGCCGCGAUUGCAGGCUGUCGCCGUCAGUCUAUGCAUUAAUGGCGGCGCGAUGAUAGCCUGGGCCAGGCACGUCUUCAAGCACAAGGGUAUCAUCGAGGGGAUCGAGGGCCCGCGCGCCAUAGAAAAAAAGACAGAACUUGACGCGAUGAUAUGGAAGAUCCUAUCAUUUUGGAUGGUGUGCGUCGGCGUAAUGUGCAUCUUGGUUGCCGACUCGCCACUGGCGCCCCAGGCCGCGAUGCUGGUUGCGACGGCGCACUUUGUCGAGAUGUAUUUCAAGUCCCAAGCAGCCGAAAGGAAAAUCAGGCAGGCCGCGCUCGGCAACAUGAUCCUCGGUACCUUCUUGGUUAUGACGCUAUUGAUGGACUAUCGCCGGCCCGAGCGGGUGACCAGCCAGCUGGACGAGACUCACAAGAGCUCCGGACGCCACGCCAGACAUCCAUUGUUUUGGUUGUUUAUUAUUUUUGUCGGCUGUUCUGGGAUACUUUCACCUGCUCAGCGCACUCCGCCGUCGGCGGAGGCUCCAGAUGCCUCGCUCGUAGCCUAA